AUGCCGACUGCCUUUGUCGAUGACAAGGCUCCCAUCUGCGUGCCAUUUAUCCUCGAGCAUCUCGCCGCGCACCGAGCCCGUCACGCCAAAGCCGAUGCCGCUGCCACCACCCCGCCUCUGGUCGUCGGCCUCAACGGCAUCCAGGGCGCCGGCAAGACCACGCUUGUUGCCGCCUUGACGGCCGCGCUCGUCCAAAGCUCCGUGCACGCCAUCGUCUGCAGCAUCGACGACUUUUACCUCACCCACGACGACCAGACUGCGCUCGCGGCGCUGCACCCCGACAAUGCCCUGGUCCAGCACCGCGGCGAGCCAGGCACCCAUGACGUAGCCCUCGCGACGCAAGUCUUUGCAGACCUCAUCCGGGGCCAGCCCACCAAGCUGCCUCUCUACGACAAGGCCGCUUUCCACGGCCGGGGCGACCGCCUCCCCGAAUCCGCCUGGCUGCCCGUCAACCAACCCGGCCAGCCCCCCAUCGACGUCCUGAUGCUUGAGGGCUGGUCCGUUGGCUUUCGGCCCGUCUCCGACGACGAGGUCCAACGCCGCUGGAAGGCGCCCAGCCGCACGCUCCAGUCACACCAGCUCGAGCACCUCAUAUUCGUCAACCACCACCUACGUGCCUACGAUGCCCUGACCAAUCUAUUCCAUGUCUUCAUUCAAAUUGACGCCGAGGACACCCAAUACGUAUACACCUGGCGGGCGGAGCAAGAGGACCAUCUCCGACUCAUUAAAGGUGAUCCCGAUGCCGGCAUGACCAACCAACAAAUCAUCCAGUUUGUCGACGGUUAUUUCCCCGCCUAUGAGUUAUAUACCGAUGGCGUUCGAUCCGGCAUAUUUUCUCAUCGCCCGGGCUGCCAGCUUCGCAUGAUAGUAGGGCCUGAUAGAUGUGUCAAGCAGGUGGUACGCAUAUAA
Messenger RNA from Cordyceps militaris CM01, 909 nucleotides. RefSeq names its product Uridine/cytidine kinase, putative. NCBI's taxonomy places the organism in Eukaryota, Fungi, Ascomycota, Sordariomycetes, Hypocreales, Cordycipitaceae. Bases 1 to 909 code for a protein of 302 amino acids. The record is from RefSeq and is a predicted model, not a curated record. The transcript is spliced from 2 exons. Gene Ontology annotation, cellular component: cytoplasm.